This is a messenger RNA of Lotus japonicus, 5055 nucleotides long. RefSeq names its product ABC transporter G family member 31-like. The record is from RefSeq and is a predicted model, not a curated record. The transcript is spliced from 21 exons. Gene Ontology annotation, molecular function: ABC-type transporter activity; ATP hydrolysis activity; ATP binding. NCBI's taxonomy places the organism in Eukaryota, Viridiplantae, Streptophyta, Magnoliopsida, Fabales, Fabaceae. Gene Ontology annotation, cellular component: membrane. Bases 360 to 4658 code for a protein of 1432 amino acids.
ACAAUUAAAAACGUUUCUAGAAGCUAGAUAACAACGAUAACGAGAGAUUUUAAGUUCAUAAUAGUUGGCAAUGUAACUAACUUGGUCAUGUCUCGCAUCAAAUUCCCAUUCUCGCGCGCAACAGAAUUGCAUACUUAUACAUACAAACGUAAAAGAAAAAAAAAGUCCCUUCAUUCUUUGUUUGAAUUCAACUACAAAAUCAAAUAGCUUUAGCAAGGUUUUAAAUUGCGGUCGCGGCAACAACGGUGUGGUGCUGGCGGUUUUGGAAAGCUCCAAAACCUUGACAUCGCCGCAGAAAUCACUCACCGUUGUGGUCCUCAAUUUAAAACCUUGUAGUUUGAAAUUCUCUCGUUGAGGGAAUGGCGACCGGUGGCAUUAUCGAGUUCGACGUGGUUUCUGAAACGGGCGGGAGAGAACACUCGUUUAGCGCGGCUUCGAAUGCAGAAUGGGUGGAAGAAGAUGAAGAGGAGCUUCAAAUGGCAGCACUCUUCAGGCUGCCAACGCAAAAGCGUUCAAAUUUUGCAUUGGUGAGGAAAUCCUCAUCCUCAUCUGUGACCAAACCCAGAACAAUCAUGGAUGUUAGGAAGCUGAAUCGCUUUCACCGCCAACGUAUCGUUACAGAAGCUUUGAAUACCAAUGAACAAGACAAUUACAAUCUCCUUUUUGCCAUCAAGCAACGCCUCAACAGGGUUGGAAUGGAGGUUCCUAAUAUUGAAGUGAGGUACAAAAACUUGUCAAUUGAAGCUAAUGUUCAGAUUGGUUCAAGAGCUCUUCCAACUCUGUUCAAUUACACACGAGACUCUCUUGAGGGUCUUAUAACCAGUUUGGGGAUUAGUCGACCUAAGAGACAUUCUUUAAAAAUCUUGAAUAAUAUCAGUGGAGUAAUCAAACCUGGAAGGAUGACAUUGUUGUUAGGACCACCAGGAUCAGGAAAAACUACUUUACUUUUGGCACUUGCAGGAAAGCUUGAUAACAACCUCAAGAAAAUUGGAAGUAUAACAUAUAAUGGACAUGAGCAAGAUGAGUUUUGUGUUCAAAGAGCUUCUGCAUACACUACCCAAAAUGAUAGCCACAUAGCAGAAUUGACAGUUAGGGAAACAUUUGAUUUUGCAAAUAGGUGUCAAGGUUUAAAUGAUACAGGGUAUGUGAAAAAUCUGGAGGGCUUAGAGAAGGAGAAAAACAUAAUGCCAAGUCCUGAAAUUGAUGCAUUUAUGAAGGCAGCAUCUAUCGGUGGCAAAAAACACAAUGUGAUGACAGAUUAUAUUUUAAAAGUGCUUGGUCUUGAUGUGUGUUCAGAUACGGUUGUUGGCAAUGAUAUGUUAAGAGGCGUUUCCGGUGGCCAGAAAAAGAGAGUUACAACAGGAGAAAUGAUUGUUGGACCAAGAAAAGCUCUAUUUAUGGAUGAAAUAUCAACUGGACUUGAUAGCUCUACCACAUUCAACGUAGUAAAAUGCAUAAGAAAUUUUGUUCAUCAAAUGGAAGCUACAGUGUUGAUGGCUCUUCUUCAACCUGCUCCAGAGACAUUUGAGCUCUUUGAUGAUCUUUUGCUUCUGUCGGAUGGGUAUAUGGUAUAUCAAGGCCCUAGAGAAGAUGUAUUGGAGUUUUUUGAAUCAAUAGGUUUCAAGCUUCCAGCGCGCAAGGGAGUUGCAGAUUUUCUUCAAGAGGUAACGUCUAAAAAAGAUCAAGCCCAAUAUUGGGCCGAUUCUUCCAAGGCGUAUAAAUUUAUUUCGGUACAAGAAAUUGCAGAGGCCUUCAGAAAUUCCAGAUUUGGGAAGUCUGUAGAAACCAUGUGUACUGCUCCUUAUGAUAAGUCAAAAAGUCAUCCUUCAGCUUUGCCAAGAACGAGAUUUGCUGUGUCGAAUUGGGAUCUCUUUAAGGCUUGUUUAUCACGAGAACUUAUCUUGCUCAACAGGCAUAGAUUUCUUUAUAUUUUUAGAACCUGCCAGGUUAUGUUUGUGGGAGUUGUCACAAGCACAAUGUUCCUGAAAAUAAAAUAUCUUCCUAAGGAUGAGGCUUCUGGGAAUCUCUAUCAAUCUGCGCUAUUUUUCGGGUUGGUGCACAUGAUGUUUAACGGUUUCUCAGAGUUAUCUCUCACGAUAUCCCGGCUCCCUAUCUUCUAUAAACAAAGAGACAAUUUAUUUUAUCCCCCAUGGGCAUGGUCUUUAUCCACAUGGAUUCUUCAGGUUCCCUAUUCCAUUCUUGAAGCUGUUGUGUGGAGUGUUGUUGUAUACUACACUGUUGGAUUUGCUCCUGCUAGUGGAAGGUUCUUCCGCUUCAUGCUCUUGCUAUUUAUGUUGCACCAAAUGGCUUUAGGACUCUUCCGAUUUAUGGCUUCUCUUGCACGUGAUAUGGUCCUUGCUAAUACAUUUGGAUCAGCUGCAAUAAUGGUUAUAUUCUUGCUUGGAGGAUUCAUUAUCCCAAAAGGUAUGAUUAAACCCUGGUGGAGUUGGGCUUACUGGUUGUCACCUCUUACCUAUGGACAAAGAGCAAUUUCAGUCAAUGAAUUUUCUUCUACAAGAUGGAUGAUGGAUUCUAGUUUUGGGAACGACACAGUUGGUCACAAUGUCCUCAAGGAAUUCAAUUUGCCAAUUGAUGAUAAUUGGUAUUGGGUUGGUUUGGGAGUUUUAACACUUUAUUCGUUGCUCUUCAACAACUUGGUCAUUUUGGCCUUGAGCUAUCUAAAUCCACUCCGAAAACCACGAUCAGUUAUUCUUACUGAGGAUGGGAACACACAAAAGAUUUCCAAUAAAGUUGGCAAUGAAUCAACAAAAAGUUCAAAAUCUAAUGGCGGAGACCACAAAAACAAGGGAAUGAUUCUUCCGUUUCAACAAUUUACGGUGACAUUCCACAAUGUCAAUUACUAUGUUGAUAUGCCACAAGAGAUAAGGAAACAAGGCAUAAUAGAAACGAAGUUGAAACUCUUGUCAAAUGUUAGUGGGGUUUUUGCACCAGGUGUACUAACAGCAUUAAUGGGGUCAAGUGGAGCUGGAAAGACAACUUUAAUGGAUGUUCUUGCUGGAAGAAAAACUGGAGGAUAUAUUGAGGGUGAUAUUAAAAUAUCUGGUUAUCCAAAAGUACAACACACAUUUGCCAGAGUAGCAGGAUAUGUUGAACAAAAUGACAUACAUUCUCCUCAAGUCACAGUUGAGGAGUCCCUGUUGUUUUCUGCAUUAUUAAGGCUUCCAAAGGAAGUCAGCAAAGAAAAAAAGAAAGAAUUUGUUGAACAAGUAAUGAAAUUAGUAGAGCUUGAUGAUUUAAGGCAUGCUUUAGUUGGAAUGCCUGGCGCAUCCGGCUUAUCAACGGAGCAAAGAAAGCGAUUGACAAUUGCGGUGGAGCUUGUAGCAAAUCCUUCCAUAAUUUUCAUGGAUGAACCAACAUCUGGACUCGAUGCGCGCGCAGCAGCCAUUGUAAUGAGAACUAUUCGCAAUACAGUUGACUCUGGAAGAACAGUGGUUUGCACCAUACACCAACCGAGUAUUGAUAUAUUUGAAGCAUUUGAUGAGUUACUCCUUAUGAAGCAUGGAGGACGUGUUAUAUACGGGGGCAAGAUUGGCACGCAUUCAGAUGUAUUGAUAAAUUAUUUUCAGAGUAUUAGUGGAAUUUCUCCAAUUCCUGUUGGGUACAAUCCAGCUACUUGGAUGCUUGAGGUUACCACACCUGCUAUUGAAGAGAAAAUUGGCAAAGACUUUGCUGAUAUUUACGAAUGUUCUGACCAAUUUAGGCAGGUGGAAGCUUCUAUUAAACAAUAUGAACAACCUCCUGCUGGAUCACAACCACUUAAGUUUGACACGUUAUAUUCCCAAAACACAUGGUCGCAAUUUCAAAGGUGUUUAUGGAAGCAAAAUCUUGUGUACUGGAGAAGUCCAUCAUACAAUGUAAUGAGGCUAUUAUUUACCAUAAUAAGUGCUUUGAUAUUUGGUUCUGUGUUUUGGGAUAUGGGUACAAAAAGGGAAUCAACCCAACAAGUGUUUGUGAUAAUGGGUGCACUUUUUUCUUCAUGCUUGUUCCUUGGAGUGAAUAAUGCAUCUUCUGUUCAACCUAUUGUUUCGGUGGAAAGGACAGUUUUUUAUAGAGAGAAAGCAGCUGGAAUGUAUUCUCCAAUUGCAUAUGCAGCAGCCCAAGGGCUGGUAGAGAUCCCAUACAUUGCAGUUCAGACAAUAUUAUUUGGUGUAAUAACAUAUUUCAUGGUCAAUUUUGAAAAAAAUAUAGGAAAGUUUGUGCUAUAUCUUUUGUUCAUGUUCCUCACAUUUACCUACUUCACCUUUUAUGGUAUGAUGGCUGUCGGUGUCACACCCACCCAACAUUUAGCAGCUGUUACUUCUUCUGCAUUUUACUCUCUAUGGAAUCUUGUAUCAGGAUUUCUUAUUCCAAAAUUUUAUAUUCCUUCAUGGUGGAUUUGGUUCCAUUAUCUCUGCCCAGUUGCUUGGACACUACGUGGUAUUGUAACAUCUCAACUUGGUGAUGUGCAAGACAUAAUAGUGGGACCGGGAUUUAGGGGCACUGUGCAAGAGUACAUAUCUGUUACUCUUGGAUAUGAUCCUACAAUUAAUGGAGUUUCAGCAGUGUUGCUAUCAGUAAUUGUGCUUGCCUGCUUCAACAUCUUCUUCUUUGGCUCUUUUGCGAUAUCAGUUCAAGUUUUGAAUUUCCAAAGAAGAUGAUUGAAUGUUUAAAUAGUUGAGUUGAAGACUAGAUAAGCCAUUGCUGAUCAUCAUGAUGGUGAUAGUAUGAUACUUGCUUCAGAUUAAACAAUCUUCACUAUCUUCACUGCUGAGUAGUCUUGAACUGAAAAUGGACUAAGAAAGCAUCACAUGGAGUGCAAGUUUGGUGGUCGAAGAUAUACGUUGACAUGGUUCUUUAACUGUGUCACUUGAGGUGAAACUUUGUUGCACUUUGUUUUCAUUUCACAUCAAUAAUUGUAGAGGAUCCAACUUAUGUAGUCAAUUAGGAACAGAGAUUAGCAGGGUUACAAGGAUAUUGAAUAUUGUAUUUAAAAAAAAUCAAAGGUAAAUAGAUUGAAAUACACUUUAUAAUGAGUCUAGUUUUAAUGUUAUGUUA